CAAACUAUAAAUACAUGCACAACCUCCUAGACAAGCCUCCAGUACCGUAUCCGCUCUCAAACAAAAUGACUGCUCCCAAUUUUCUCUUCACAUGUGUAAUAGUUUUCUUCUGGUCCUUACUCCUAUCUUCUUUUCACGCCAUUCCUGCUUACCCAACUGAUGAUUCUCUCAAGGUCUCUGCUACUUAUUCUCAGAAGGUUAAUCUAUCUCUCUACUAUGAUACGUUGUGUCCAUUUUGCGCAACUUUCAUAGUGAAAAACCUCACGGGAGUCUUCUACGAGGACCUCAUCAACAUCAUCAAUCUCAGGCUAGUUCCCUGGGGCAACUCUUACAUCAAUAAAUCUAGCAAUAGCAUUGUUUGUCAGCAUGGCCCGGAUGAAUGCAUACUCAAUACUUUGGAAGCCUGUGCCAUUGACGUCUUGCAAAAUGUGAACAAGCAUUACGCUUUGAUAUACUGCUUUGAAUUUCUAGCCAUUGAAGGAAGGGAAAAAGACUGGAAAAGUUGUUUCAACUCUCUGGGGUUGCCCAAGAAACCCGUUUUGGAUUGCUAUAUUAGUGGAAAUGGAACAAGGCUUGUGCAGAAGUAUGCUGAUGAAACUGCCCGUCUAAAUCCCCCCCAUACAUUUGUGCCAUGGGUGGUGGUGAAUAAUCAUCCACUCCAAGAGGAGUAUCAAAAUUUUGCAGCAUACGUCUGCAAGGCAUACAAAGGCAGCGGUGCACCCGAGGUCUGCAAAUCGCUUGUAACUCAGAUCAACUAGAUUACAAGGCAUAUGUAAUCGAUGAAAUUUGCAAUACAUGUGAAACUAUAAGACUAGACCCUAACCAAACCAAUAUCCUAGGCAAAAAACAUGCAUGAUUUCGUACGUUGCACGUGAAUGUAAGCUUCAGAAUGAAUCUACGUUGUGUUCACUAAAAAACAAUCAUGUUUGAUAAUCAUUGAUCCCUC
Molecule: messenger RNA, 946 nt
Organism: Carya illinoinensis
Lineage: Eukaryota; Viridiplantae; Streptophyta; Magnoliopsida; Fagales; Juglandaceae
Product: gamma-interferon-responsive lysosomal thiol protein-like
Exons: 5
Coding region: 15-758 (247 amino acids)
Molecular function (GO): oxidoreductase activity, acting on a sulfur group of donors, disulfide as acceptor
Source: RefSeq, a predicted model, not a curated record